Messenger RNA from Orcinus orca (killer whale), 1973 nucleotides. It is a transcript of the gene INPP5K, whose product is annotated as inositol polyphosphate-5-phosphatase K. The transcript has 12 exons. Gene Ontology annotation, cellular component: endoplasmic reticulum; plasma membrane; cytoplasm. Gene Ontology annotation, biological process: negative regulation of glycogen biosynthetic process; negative regulation of peptidyl-serine phosphorylation; negative regulation of insulin receptor signaling pathway. NCBI's taxonomy places the organism in Eukaryota, Metazoa, Chordata, Mammalia, Artiodactyla, Delphinidae. The record is from RefSeq and is a predicted model, not a curated record. Gene Ontology annotation, molecular function: phosphatidylinositol-4,5-bisphosphate 5-phosphatase activity; inositol bisphosphate phosphatase activity; phosphatidylinositol-3,4,5-trisphosphate 5-phosphatase activity. The coding region runs from base 338 to 1768 and encodes 476 amino acids.
AGGAUACGCCUCUCUUACGUCCCCGUCCCCUAGGCCCCUUUCCCCUCAGCCUUUCACCGUUUCGCGCUCCUUGAAGAGUUCCGCCUCUUCCCCCCGAGCCCGCCACCCAGAGCCCUCCGUGCCCUCAGACCCCGCCUCUUACGGAAGCCGAAGCGGAGGGUCUAAAUCCGGAAGAAAAACAAUCGGGAGAGGGAGCUGGCCGGCGGCACCUGCUGCCAGAGGGGGGCAGAUUGGGCCAGGACAGGCUGCGGCGGGGAGACGCGAGCCGGCCGGGCCACCGCGUGGGGACGAUGGCGGCCAUGAACCCACAGACCGAGCUGAGAGUCAGGACGCUCAGAUGCAGAAACACACGUUUCCCAUUCAGACUACAGCGGAUUGUGGUGCAGCCGUUAGCAGGCGCAGCCCCCUGUCUGUUACCUGGAUGAGGGCUCAUCCUCCUUCCUCCAUGGCUUCCCUUCUCAGCAUACAUGUCGUGACAUGGAACGUGGCCUCUGCAGCACCCCCUCCAGACCUCAGUGAUCUGCUUCAGCUGAACAACCUGAACCUGAAUCUGGACGUGUAUGUCAUUGGUUUGCAGGAAAUGAACUGUGGGAUCAUGAGCCUCCUUUCUGACACUGCCUUUGAAGACCCAUGGAGCAGUUUCUUCAUGGAUGUGCUUUCCCCUCUGAGCUUCGUCAAGGUCUCCAGUGUCCGCAUGCAGGGGCUUCUCUUACUGAUCUUUGCCAAGUAUCAGCAUUUGCCCUUUAUCCAGAUCCUCUCUACUAAAUCCACCCCCACUGGCCUCUUCGGGUACUGGGGGAACAAAGGGGGUGUCAAAAUCUUCCUGAAGUUUUACGGCUACUAUGUCAGCAUCGUCAACUGCCACCUGCCCCCCCAUGUGGCCAACAAUGACCAGCGGCUGGAGCACUUUGACCGGAUCCUGGAGAUGCAGAAUUUUGAGGCACAGGAUGUCCCCAACAUCCUGGACCACGACCUCAUUCUCUGGUUUGGAGACAUGAACUUUCGGAUUGAGGACUUUGGGUUGCACUUUGUUCGGGAAUCCAUAAAAAAUCGGUGCUACAGUGACCUGUGGGAGAAGGAUCAGCUCAGCAUUGCCAAGAGACACGACCCGCUGCUCCGGGAGUUCCAGGAGGGCCCCCUGCUCUUCCCGCCCACCUACAAGUUUGAUAAGAACUCCAGCAACUAUGACACCAGUGAGAAAAAGCGCAAGCCCGCGUGGACCGACCGCAUCCUGUGGAGGCUGAAGCGGCAGCCCCAGGCCGCCAUCCACACCCCGACGCUGUCAGCCCCCCACUUCACCCUGUUUCUGAGGAGCUACGUCAGCCACAUGCUGUACAGCGUCAGUGACCAUAAGCCUGUCACCAGCACCUUUGACUUGGAGCUGAAGCCAUUGGUAUCUGCCCCACUGAUCACCCUGCUGCCCGAGAGCCCGUGCACCACGGAGAGCGACAUGCUGAUCAGCUACGCCCUGACCGCAGACUUCCUCAGCAGCCCCUGGGACUGGAUUGGCCUGUACAAGGUGGGGCUGCGCCACAUUAAUGACUACGUGUCGUAUGUCUGGGUCAGGGACAACCAGGUCUCCUUCAGCGACGGGCUGAACCAGGUGUACAUUGACAUUAGUGACAUCCGUGAGACUGAGGAUCAGUUUCUCCUUUUUUACUAUAGCAACAACCUACAUUCUGUGGUGGGGAUAAGCACACCCUUCAAGAUCCAGCCUCGCUCCUUCUUGGCGGAGGGCCCCCUGGAUGAAGCCCAACCACAGAUCUGAGCCGGGAUAGAGUGAAUCCAGGGCGGAGGCUGGAGCUGGCAGCCAGCUCUGCCUACCACUGCCAGGAGUGCUGGGGGCCCAGCCCAGCCCCCUGAGGAGGCAGCGGUAUCCUCCACCUCCCAGGGGGACCUCUAGCCACACUCCUUUGCUCUCUCCAGUCCAGAUCUCUGGAAUCGGCCCCUUAAAUACAGGUUUUUGUUGCUGA